Messenger RNA from Ustilaginoidea virens, 1110 nucleotides. RefSeq lists its product as uncharacterized. Bases 1 to 1110 code for a protein of 369 amino acids. Gene Ontology annotation, biological process: intracellular signal transduction. NCBI's taxonomy places the organism in Eukaryota, Fungi, Ascomycota, Sordariomycetes, Hypocreales, Clavicipitaceae. The transcript is spliced from 4 exons. Gene Ontology annotation, molecular function: protein serine/threonine kinase activator activity. The record is from RefSeq and is a predicted model, not a curated record.
AUGUCUUUCCUCUUCGGCAGAGCACGCUCUCGAGCAACCGCAGACCUGCCCAGACAAGCUCGAGAGCAUGUGUUGCGGCUCGAGGGCCCCAAUGGCGGUGCCAAGGCAGAAGAGCUGGCGCGGGUCCUGAGCCAGAUGAAAGUCGUCCUGCAAGGAACGCAAGAAACGGACAGUUCUCCCGAGCAAAUCUACCACCUGGUGACCGGCCUCAUAGACGAAGACCUGCUGCACCUGCUGGCAGUCAACCUGUACCGACUGCCGUUCGAGUCACGAAAGGACACCCAGGUCAUAUUCUCGUACGUGUUCCGGUUCCGGCCGGCGUCGGCUGCCCCGAAGAGCGACCCAAUCGCUCUAUCCUACGUCGUGUGUAACCGGCCACAGGUUCUCGUCGAGCUGUGCCGGGCGUACGACCACAAGGAAAGCGCGAUUCCGGCCGGCUCGGUCCUGAGGGAGCUACUCAAGAACGAGGCCGCAGCGGCCAUCAUUCUGUACGACGACGGUGACGAACCUGGAUCCAGCGCCAAGGGCCUGAAUGCCAUUGAUCGGGACCGGCCGCAGAGCGGAAGAGGCGUUUUCUGGAGAUUCUUCGAUUGGAUCGAUAAGAGUUCUUUCGAGGUGGCUGCCGAUGCGUUUACUACUUUCAGAGAACUGUUGACAAGGCACAAGGAUCUCGUGCCCAGAUACUUGUCGGUCAACUUUGAAAACUUUUUCGAAAAGUACAAUGGCACCCUGGUCCAGUCGACCAGCUAUGUGACGAAACGACAGUCCAUCAAACUCCUUGGCGAGAUAUUACUGGAUCGCUCCAACUACACCGUCAUGACGGCAUAUGUUGAUCGUGGAGAUCACCUCAAAAUAUGCAUGAACCUGCUACGCGAUGACCGCAAAAUGGUUCAAUACGAGGGCUUUCACGUCUUCAAAGUGUUCGUCGCCAACCCACACAAAUCCAUCGCUGUUCAAAAGAUCCUCAUAAUGAACCGCGACAAGCUUUUGACGUUCCUGUCGCACUUUCUUGAAGACCGAACCGAUGACGAGCAGUUCAUUGAUGAACGAGAAUUCUUGAUCAAGCAGAUCCGAAACCUGCCACAUAGUCCUGUUCAAGCACAAAGAUGA